AACACUGUUGUACAGCAUUCACCGGAAACAGUCCCUAAAAUUUUGCUAAAUGCAGCUUGAGUUGUUGGGUGAUCACUCAAAUACAAGUAUAGAGGGAAAUCUGUAUUUUAUAUUAAAAACGGAUUUUGAUACAGAUAAUGCGUUUCGACUUGAUUUAGUGAUUUUGCAAAGAUAGCAGUUUGGAAUUUUAAAGUUAAUGGAUUAUAGCUUUCUGAUUGGUACUAACAUGACGUCUUUAUAUAGGUCUGCUAUGUUUGGGAAACAGAGGUUAUCUUGUAAUCUCAAUGUGGAUGAUGGUUUCGGAAAGCCGGGAAGUCUGAGCAUACAGAAAAAGUCAGAGAAUGAAAGCAUGCUCUUGGUUGUACAUGAUUUUUGUGUGCAUGCUGCAUUGAGCUAUUACGUUUUAGCUUACAUGAUAGUGCAGUUUGAGUAUGCCAAACUUCAGGCUGUGAUCACUGCCAUUGCAUGCAUGAAAAUACCGGAGGGUGAAGAUGUAGAUGAAAUCAUUUCAAAAAGAGAUAUUGACGAAGAGGAUUUAUUGAACGGUCAGGAGAUUACAACAUACAAUGAUGACAGAGAUCUGAGUGGUACAUAUUUCAAUGAUAGUAAUAUAGCCCAAUUGUCCAGUAUGGAUGGUGGACUUCAAGAUGAUCUCACUAUGGAUGAUCUCACAAAUGAUGAUAAUUAUUUUAGGGAUUCAAGGGACAUCGAUAAAACUAUACGGAUGUUUUUGAAUAAAGAGGAAACUGCCACUCCUGUUUACACCCCAAGUCUUUCAGCAAGAAAAAAUGAUCUCAGUUUAUUUACAUUAAGUCCUAUCACGUUUAUAGAUAGAACAUAUCAUGUGAAUCUGCUCAACAUGGUAGCUUCUGGUAGUGAAGUUUCUGGUUGUGAAGUUUCUGGUUGUGAAGUUUCUGGUAGUGAAGUUUCUGGUUGUGAAGUUUCUGGUUGUAAUUCAUUCCAGGCAUUGAUAGGCUCAAGUGCAUUAGGUAUUUCUGGGAGUGAAAUGAGGAAGCUAUACAGCCCAGAAACUUUGUCAACAGUUCAAAUGAAGUUUACUACAGAGAAAGAACAUGAAGACCUGUCGAAUGAGAAAGUUAGCGCUGAAAUAAUGACCAAAACAGCCUAUCAAUCAAAUGUUAUACACCGUCCAGCAUGUAACUUUGGUGCUACUAGUCUUUUUACUUGUAUUAAGAAUUUAAUGAUAGUCCUAUUGUGUUUUGGGAUGGUUAACCUUACAGCAGGUGGCCCUGUGUUGGAUAAGGGGAAAAUGGAUGACAAAGAUGGAGGGGUUUAUCUAAAAUUCCCACUGUUAGAAUCAAAUUGGUGUCAAAACCCGGAGCAAUCAACAGACACCUGCCCAAACAAAGAUAGAUUCAUGGAAUAUAAGGUUACAUUCUGUCAGUAUAAGUGUCCUGAUGGAGAAAAGGUCCUGUGCUUGGAAAGUGAAGUCGGAAUGGUAUUCUUCUGCAUUCCAAAGGAUAUAAGAUGUGUUAAAGGGAUUGGCUGGCAGGUGGAAGGUAUUGAGCACAGAGGAUUUGAUAAGUUUGUGACGAUAAAGGAAGGUACUUGUCCAGCUGGCUUCUACCAGAGUCGGCCAUCCAAGUGCUAUGACGCCUGUAAAGACGAACAUGAACCGAUACAUCUGAUUCCACUGGCAUUUAAGAUCGUUUCUUUGGGAAACAAUACCCAUCCCACAAUGCUGAGGUGCAAGCAUGAAGAUGGGUUCUACAAUCCUAAGAACAAGUCAUAUAACAGAUUCAAUCAGGAUGAUUUUCAAAAGGAUUUCUGCAUUAAUGUCAGAGAUUUGAAUCCCUGCAAAAGUGGACAGAUGCCUUUGUACAAUGGAACGUGUGUGAAUCAUUGCAGUCCUGGAUAUGUGAGAGAUGAUACAGACUUCUUUUGCAAAUUAAAUGGAACAUUAGAGCAUGCAGGCAACAAUUCAUCAGAGGCAGGGCCAAAAAAAGAGAUAGAAGUUGGGAAAGAAGAGGGAAAAGAUGGUGACAGUGACUUUCAGAGAAGCAAGGAGGGAAAUAAAUCCGGGCAUCCCAAUCAGUUUCCAGGGUAUUUUAUAGUUAUAUGUAUAAUAGGGUUUGUUAUUAUUCUGGUUGUCUUGCUGGUAGUAUUAAUAAAAGUGUUCUGCUUUCCAAACAGAAGUGAAACAUCUGGUGCCUAUUCCCAAGUGCCUACAGAUUCUAAGACAUCAUCUGAAGUUACACUUGAAGGUACUGACAAAGGCAAGUCUGGGGAUGUUGAAAGUAUUAGUUUGGACACUUUCUCAACUUCGGAAGGUACUGAGAAAGGCAAGUCCAGGGAUGUUGAAAGUAAUAGUUUGGACACUUUAUCAACAUCAAAAGAUGGUGAUGAUGCGAGUGAUUCUCCAUCAGACGAAGAAAGUGAAAGUAAAGUUGAUGAUGAAUUAUUUCCAAAAGAAGCCAUUGACAUACAGACUUUGGCAGAGGAAGAGAUUAGCCCAGUGAAGUCUUCUUCAUCUAAGAGUUCAGGCUUUAAAGUAAAGAAGAAAUAUGACAAUAAUCUAUUUAUUGCGAUUGAUAAAGUUGGAACAUUAAACUUUGGGUCUGUGUCCAGUAACAAGGACACAAGUGGUCUCAUGAAAAGUCUAUGUGAUGGACUACAAAUACCGGAAGAAUCUGUGAAAAGUUUCUUUGUAAAGAAAAUGGACUCGGAGAAGAUAGUUAGUGAAAAAGAUGAGGAAGGAAAUGGACAAGAAGAAGAAUUAUCGCAGGAUGUUGAAAUACUGACACCAAAAGUGGGAGGAAAUGUGACAUCAGAAGUGGAUAGAGGGGCCGGGGAGGAAUUUGCAAGCCCAUACAGUAAAACCCUGACACAGCUUGUUGUUAAUGGGUUUGCUGAACACAUGAAAUCAGUGGGGGCCCUGAUUUACAACGGAGAAGUCAUUGGAACUGUCUCCCGAGCAGGCGACGAUUAUCUUAUUACAGCUUCCCAUGUAAUAAGAAGAAUAAUUGACCCAGGCAAUACUGGUCAGGCUGAUUUUUCACUCAUUGAAGCAGAGAAUGUUUUCAUCAAUUUCAAUGCUUCUGUAUGUGAAACACCAGAGUAUAAGUUUAGAGUUAGGCAUGUCUUCUUAUCAACUGACACACGACGUCUGGACUUUACAAUUCUACAGAUAACGAACAGAAAUGAUGCCUUGCCAAAGGGACUGAAGUUGGAUAAAAGGCCUGGUAACACACGAACAAAAACAUUACAUGGAAUUGGGUAUGGUGACCCUGAAAACCCAUACUGUAAGGUGUUAGAUAAUUCCUGUCCUAUAAUUCCCUCAAUAAAUACAAGAAUUCUGGAUUGUGAGACAUGGCUUUAUGACAACAAUCGUGGAUUCCCAGAUCAGAAUGUACCCCCAGUUGCACAAAAUGGAGCAUAUGCUGGGACUAAUCGAAUACAACGUUUUAGGGCACUUGUUCAGGAGAUGGGGUCUGAUCCUUGUAUUGUAGAUAAAGGUUACAAGUAUAUUGAUAGGGAACAAAAUAUUUUCUUAGAUAUUUGUUUGGAACACCGAGGGUCUGGCUCUCCUUUUCUGACAAGUGACGGAUUUGUCAAGGGUAUACUUACUAAUGGUCAUCCAGAAUUUUUUUACCUGCUUCCUAAACUUGUACAGGCUGGCUUUCCGAGUGAUAAAAGAUUUGAAUGUAUUUUGAAAUUGGAAUAUGUACACCAAAACAUUUCAGAACGGGACCCAGUCUUAGCUAAUAAAUUGUUUGGCUAAAUGUCUUACCAGGGGCUUAGUUAUUUUAAGAUUGCCUGUACAAAUUGUCACCCGAGACCUCUCAAGAUUUUUUGAAAUUCCUUAGUUGUCUGUCCUUUUAUAGUUUAAUAGAAAGACCAGUUUAGGUCUCAUGAGAAAUAAGAAUGAGUUAUGGUAAAGAGCAUAAUAGAUUUUGCUUCAUCUGUCCAUCAUUUUGGCACCAAGUUAUAAUUGUACAAGUUUCCUUUUGAAUUCAGGUUUAAGCAUAUGAAACCUUUUAUUGCUUUUGAUGUUGUACCGAUAUGUUGCUAAGGUUUUGCCAAUUUAACAUGUUACUCCACCCAUUUUGAUUAAGCACAUAUGUACGCAUCCAUUAUUUUACAACAUUAUGACUGUACUUGUUUAGCAAAACAUACAUCUGUACGUACUGUUACUGUGUCAUUCAACUGCAUUUGUAAUUGUCAUGGUUGUCACUUCUCAUGCAAUUGUUUUAAACACUUCCAAUUAGACACAAUGAGAAGCCAAUUCUAGAAUCUUUACUAGCUCAUUUAAUCUGAAGAUCAGAUCUGUUAGCUGUGACAUAAAUCUCUGUUAUGAUGUUGGUCUGUUUAUUGCAAUUUUAAUCAAUCUUUUGUGACAUUGAUUCAUUGGUUGUGACAUUGAUCCAUCUGUUGUCAUAAUUCAAAUUGCUGUGACUUGACAUGUAAAUGCUGUGGCAUUAAUCCAACUGCUGUGACAUAAUCUGCUGUGUCAAAAAUCCUUUUGCUGUGUCAUAAUUCAAUUUGCUGUGACUGUCAUCUCACUGCUGUGACAUUACUCCAUAAACAUAAAAUUUGAAUUUCUUAUGCAGAUCAGCUGGGGCACUUAAAACAGAAAGAUAUGCAGAAGAUAAUUAAGAAGAUAAAUAAAUUGAAAAUCCACUUUUUGUGCUAUUCUUCAUCGAUUUUAGUUGUAAUGCUUUUCAAAUUUGGUUAAUUGUUCACAAUUAGAAAAAAUAAUCUGGAUAAAAAAACAGAGUGAUCAAAUUAUAUAAAAUUUUGCACACAAGUUAUUGGUCUAGACCUACAUGAAAUGGAACAUUGAUCUUGAAAAAUUAUUUCCAGACCUAAAAUGUCAAAAAACCUCUGUGGAGUCCCUUUAAGAUUUAUUUGCUGUGAUAUCACUUAAUCUUCAGUGACAUUUAUCCAUCUGCUUUGACAUUCAUCCAUCUGCUUUGACAUUCAUUCAUUUGCUGAGCCAUUUAUCCACCUGCUAGGUUUGUGUCUGUUUAAUGUAAAAAUGACUUGAUUUAAGAUGUACUUUUAUUAAGCAUAAAUUUACAUGUAAUGUAACCCUGCAAUUUCAUUGUGCUAUUCUCUUUUAUAUGAAGGGAUAUAGAUUUGAUUCUGUUUUUAUUUCAAUCCACCAGAUCUUUCCAUCUUUAAAAUAGUGUGGCUUGCCUUGCCCUUAAAUGACAGCCAUCCUCUAACAGUAAUACUCAUACAAAUGUAGAUUGAGCAUAUAGGUCUUACUUUUUAUGUAAGAGUAGUCUCACAAGAGUGAUUAUCCUUGACUUAGUCUACUGCUAUGUAAGUAAAUGAAAGAAAAUUUUUAAAAAAAUGAUAUGAUAGUGUUAACUUAUUGAAAAAAGAUGAAUGAAUCUCUGUUUUACUUUCACUUUUGAGCAGUUUUAAUAUUGUUAUGCCCCCACUUCAAAAAAGAGGGGGUAUAUUGCUUUGCAUUUGUCUGUCGGUCCAUCGGUCCGUAGACCAAAUGGUUUCCGAGUGAUAACUAAAGAACCCUUAGGCCUAGGAACUUCAAACUUCGUAUGGUGAUUGGUCAUGACCAGUAGAUGACCCCUAUUGAUUUUGGGGUCAAGGUCACAUUGACCUUGUAGGUAAAAACGGUUUCCGAUCAAUAACAAAAGAAAUCUUAGGCCUAGGAACUUCAAACUUGGUAUGGUGAUUGGUCAUGACCAGUAGAUGACCCCUAUUGAUUUUGGGGUCAAGGGGUCAAAGGUCACAUUGACCUUGUAGGUAAAAACGGUUUCCGAUUAAUAACUAAAGAACGCUUAGUCCUAGGAACUUUAAACUUGGUUUGGUGAUUGGUCAUGACUAGCAGAUGACCCCUAUUGAUUUUGGGGUCAAGAGGUCAAAGGUCACAUUGUCCUUGUAGGUAAAAGGGUUUCCGAUCAAUAACUUAAGAACGCUUAGGCCUAGAAGUAUUAAACUUGGUAUGGUGAUUGGUCAUGAACAGCAGAUGACCCCUAUUGAUUUUGGUGUCAAGGGGUCAAAGGUCAAGGUCACAUUGACCUUGUAGGUAAAAACGGUUUCCGAUCAAUAACUAAAGAACGCUUAGGCCUAGGAACUUCAAAUUUGGUAUGGUGAUUGGUCAUGACCAGUAGAUGACCCUUAUUGAUUUUGGGGUUUAGGCGUCAAAGGUCAAGGUCACAUUGACCUUGUAGGUAAAAACGGUUUCCAAUCAAUAACUAAAGAACGCCGAGGCCUAGGAACUUCAAACUUUUUAUGGUGAUUUGUCAUGACCAGUAGAUGACCCCUAUUGAUUUUGGGGUCAAAGGGUCAGUGUCAAAUUGACCUUAUACUUUAAGAUGGUUUCUGACCAAUGACUCAACAAGUCAAGUUGCCUUGGUUGAUAUUUUUAUAUUAAACUAAAAAUGCUUUUGGUAUACACAUUUGAAGGUCUUAUGUAAUAUAACAACUUGGCUGUCAUUAAUUAGGCCUACAUGAUUCAUAAAAUUUAUGCAUAUUUUAUUUGGUAAGAUUUGUAAUAACUUAAAUUGCUGCACACAACCUAUGGAGUCGCAGUAAUUAUUAUAACCUUGUGACUAGUCAUGAGCAGUAGAUAACCCUUAUUAAUUUUUUGUUCACUGGGUCAGAAGUCAUGCAUAAUAACCUGAUCACAUGACUAAUUGGCUGCCCAUAGGGGGCAUACAUGUUUUAGAAACAUAUCUUGUUAGACUUUGAUUUAUUAGAAAUUUAACCAGAGUUAUGGCCCUUUAUUUAGUCAAACUAAUGGAAUUCCGAAAUUGCUUCGUAUUGUGUUGAGCUGCAUGUUGUAUGGAUGAUUUAAGUUUUAUUAUAUAUCAAGGGGAAUGUGUCCAGUGGUUAUACAUAUCUGGUUGCUUAAUUUAUUUUAAGAUGCUUUUUGUUGUUUUGGAUUUGAAUAUUUAUUGUAUGUACCUGUUAAUAUUUGUUGUUGUUGUUUUAAGUGGCACACCUCCAGAUGAGAAAAAAAUAUCUUAAAGAAAAACUUAAGAAAAACAUUU
This is a messenger RNA of Ruditapes philippinarum (Manila clam), 6986 nucleotides long. RefSeq lists its product as uncharacterized. Bases 197 to 3742 code for a protein of 1181 amino acids. Lineage: Eukaryota; Metazoa; Mollusca; Bivalvia; Venerida; Veneridae. The transcript has 24 exons. The record is from RefSeq and is a predicted model, not a curated record.